AUGCCUGUCAUGACCAUCGAUACACCACCAGUCAGUUCUCGGAAACGUCCUGUUGCAGCUUUAUUCAACAACGCAAGCUCAUCGCCUGUAGAGAGUCGCUCUAAAAUCCACAAAGUUAGCAGAGCUUGCGAUCUCUGCAAGUCUAAAAAGGCGAAAUGCAGUGGCACGAAACCUUGCGAUUACUGCUCAAAGAAAGGACUUGAAUGUUCAUAUGAUGCUAAAUAUUCCCGGGGGCGUCCUCCUACUCCACCAGCUGCUGUCACGCAACCAACCGUCGACUUGACAAUACAACCAGAAACCCGUGGCCCAAGUGAAGACGAACCAAACAAUGAGGAGCUCCCUCUCCAGAUUCCUAUCAGUGACCCUCAGGGCCACAAAGAGCCGCAAACCGACAGCAUGAACUCUCCUGUCGAAGGAAAUAAUCCAUCUCGUGCUUCACCUGACCUUGAAGUUGCAGAGAUUGAAGGGCAAUAUUUUGAUCCGACAUCAGGGCUUACCUUUUUGCAUCGUGCCUGGAAACGUCUAGCGACGCAAAAGAGUUCAGCGAACAAUGAAGGCAAUGAAAAGAGACAGAUGUGGAUGGCAGCCGGGGACGAACCAUUCGCAGAAAAGGGAAAUAUAGUACCGGAACUCCCCGAAAAAACCGUCUCAAAGGAUCUACUUUCAUUUUACUUUGAUGUUUGUGUGGUAACUUAUCGAUUCCUCCACAAAUCCAGCGUCACAACGUGGGUCGACGCUAUGCACCACAACGUUCAACAAGAUCUUCCCCUUUGGAACGGCGUGGGACAAGCUCGAGCAGCUAUUGUAUUCUCCAUUCUCGCUAUCGCAUCUAUCAGGCAAGAAAAGAUAAAGGGCAUAGGAUCCCCAGAUCAAGAGGCCACAUCUCUCAAGAUGAGCGACCGAUACUUUCGAGCCGGCAUGAAGCUACUAACAGAAUCAGAGACCGGAUUGCCUAGAUUGGAAUCGGCUCAGGCCCGCCUCAUACAAGUUCUCUACCUUCUCCAAACAGCACGUAUGAAUCAAGGAUGGUACGCAUUCGGUAGUGCUGUCCAGAUCAUAUCCGCGUUGGCCCUCCACCGGAAGUCUGGAAGAAAACGAAAUGUAACAGGCCGGCUAUCUAAUGCGGACUAUAUUAACUCCCAGUAUCGGAAAAGGACCUUUUGGGUCGCUUAUACCAUAGAUGCCUACCUAGGCGUUGUAUUCGGCCGGCCUCGCCACUACCACGAUGACGAUAUCGAUCAAGACUUCCCCGACUGCGUGAAUGACGAAGAUAUGACGCAUCAGGGGCCGGCAGUAACAGAAGCAGAAGAAGACUGCCAUGUCGAAGCAUUGAUAUUCCAUGCAAAGCUCGCUCAGAUCAUUGGAGCUAUAUCAAAAGAAGUAUACUCAACUCAGAAAAUGCCAAAGAGGGACAGAUUAGCGGCUGCAGAUAGACUAGGUAAUCAGCUCAAAGACUGGAAAACCACCCUACCCGCACAUCUCGGACGUAUCCGCCCAUCUAGUUUGAUUCCUAGUUUUCGGCGUCAAGCUAUGGCCAUGAAGUUAGCGCACUCUCACGCCGUCCUCCACGCGUACCGCCCAUUUCUCAUGAGGCAAACAACCCAGCAAUCUCAACUCCCACUUUCGGACAGCGUUCUCCAAUGUUUAUCUGCUGCGAAGGUGGCUUUGCAAACGGUAGACGGGAUGGCGGCGGAUGGAAGCCUUUUUCACGCUUUCUGGUGGACACACUACGUAUUAUUCUGCGCUCUUUCUGUAGUCUAUGUAUGGGAAAUUCAACAAAGCACUUCAUCUGGGCAACAUUACGGGUUCGAGGGUGCAAUUCAACUCUUCGAGCUGGCAGAAAGAUGUCACUCGCAUCUCACCCGAGAAAUGACAGCAUGUUCCCCAAGCAAGCGCUACAGCGUGAUCUUGGAGGAAUUAAGACUUGAAGCGAAGCAUAGAUCAGCCAAAAACACUCCUCAAGUAAUUGUUAUUCAAACGCCACAUAUGCACGCUGACUCCUCAAAGUUUCCGCCAAACCCAUUUAGCGAGUCAGAAGCGAGUCAAUUGUAUAGCAACCCGGGUGACGCGAUAAUAUAUGAUACGAAUCCAAUAUGGAACGAAUGGCAGACAGGAGACUGGUUAGAUUUGGAUGGAUCGGCCUUUGGCCCGUUUUCCGAUACUGAAGGGUCUCCCGUAUUUUGGUUUAACGAAAUUACCGAAGCCCAAACCGACACAGCAUAG
This is a messenger RNA of Orbilia oligospora ATCC 24927, 2223 nucleotides long. RefSeq lists its product as uncharacterized. Gene Ontology annotation, molecular function: DNA-binding transcription factor activity, RNA polymerase II-specific; sequence-specific DNA binding; zinc ion binding. Gene Ontology annotation, biological process: positive regulation of transcription by RNA polymerase II; DNA-templated transcription. The transcript is spliced from 4 exons. Gene Ontology annotation, cellular component: nucleus. The record is from RefSeq and is a predicted model, not a curated record. Bases 1 to 2223 code for a protein of 740 amino acids. NCBI's taxonomy places the organism in Eukaryota, Fungi, Ascomycota, Orbiliomycetes, Orbiliales, Orbiliaceae.